This is a messenger RNA of Closterium sp. Naga37s-1, 5658 nucleotides long. NCBI's taxonomy places the organism in Eukaryota, Viridiplantae, Streptophyta, Zygnematophyceae, Desmidiales, Closteriaceae. The record is from the annotation of a GenBank genome assembly.
AUGAACUUGGAUUCUGCAGGAUGUGUUGCUGCUGGCUCUGCUGCGAUCGCUGGUGAAGUCAAGUCUCGACUGCAUCCUACCGCUGGUAACCGCAUUCUGCCACUGGUCCUGCAAUGCCUGUCAACAAUCAUUUCUCGAAAGACACCCUCAGCUGCCCCUGAAGCGGGGGACGAACCUGGGACUGGAGUGUCAGCCAGUGGAACAGGCGGGGCCGAAGGGAUGGCCAGUGGCUAUGGGAGUGAGGGUGGGAGUAAUGGUGGAGAUGCAGGUGGUGGUACAGUGGGUGCAGCCGAAAAGGUCGAGAAUGCGGAGAGGGAGAUUCGGGGGCUUUCCCAGUUCAAGCUGCCGCCUCUGGAGGAGCUUCUACCUCGGUUGCUUGUUCUGCUUGGAAGUGACAAAACACUCUCUGAUGCACCACGGAGGAUGAGAAUCUUCCAGGUCCUUGAGUUUGUUCGCCAGAGCACUCUGCCUUCUGCGUUCGAGUCGCUCGCUCUCGACAUCGAGCACAUGACGCACUUAGCAGAGCGCCUGGGGAACAAACAGUCUCUGGAGGGCAGAAGAGCUGUUUGGCAGGACGCCACAAUGAAGAUGCUGAAGAGAGCAAUCGACGCGGUGAACCAUGCCGACUGGACCGCGCGGGUGUGUGACGGCUUUGCUGCCUUCUACUUGUGGCCGUGCAUGGAUGCAAGUCAACACAUCCUGCUGCACCGGUGCAUGGGGGCGCUUGUCCAGCGGGCGGCAGACUCCGUCUUCAUUCAGCGCCGGGUGGCGCUCAUGUUUGACUCUGCCGCCCUCUCUGACCCCCUCGACCGGCACGCCCUUGCCAUGGGGCUUGGCACAGUGGCGGCAGUGCAUCUCGAUGUGGUGUUGGCCACUUUGGAACAAGUCCUUGACUCCUACUCUGUCUCCAAUCUGCAACGCAUAUACCAGUUUGUCAAAACCCUCGGCAAUCAAUCGGCCAUCUUCAUCCCCAAAACCUCCUCCUCUUCCUCUUCCGCCUCCUCCUCCGCUUCCUCGGCCCCCAAGGUCGCUCUCCCGCCUCUCGAGCGCCUAUUCAAGAAGGAGACUGCCACGUCAGCAGCUGCUGACUUCCUCCGGGACCCGCUGAUGCAUGAUGACGUGUGCGCUGCGCUGGCGCUGAUGUACCGGUACACGGUGGCCUUCUCAGAAGCUUCUGUGGUGGAUUCGCGAAUCAGAACAUUGCUGGAUGCGAAUGUGUUUGCUCCCUUGGCUGCAGUGACAUCCCUCCCAGCCAAGACAGCUGUGGUUCAAUCCAUCCUCACACUCGCCUCUGCUGCUCUCACUGCCCCUCCAUCCGCUCUCACCACCCCUCCACCGCCCCAUUCAAGGGAGGAGGAGGUGCGGCUUCAGAUGGCGUGUGUGCGGGCGUGCACAGCCCUGAUUCAGUCUCACCCACAGCUCACUUCAGCUGUUCGCAAGAGCGUGCAGGUGAGCAAGCAUAGUGUGGUGCAGGUGAGAAGUAGGCACUUGGCAGUUAGAGGGGGAGGGGCAUACGUGUUAGGGGAAGAGGAGGUGCGGCUUCAGAUGGCAUGUGUGCGGGCGUGCACGGCUUUGAUUCAGUCUCAUCCACAGCUCACUUCAGCCGUUCGCAAGAGUGUGCAGGCGGUCACUCCACUGCUGUGCAUUGACGACUCACCAUUGGCUGGUCGUGUGAAAGGAGAGAGGGGACUGGGGAGAGGAAGAGGAGAAGGGGGGAUUGGUACAGUGGAUGUGGAGGGAGGGGGCGGAGGAGAGGGGAGGGAGGAGCGAGAGGGGUCGAGCACAAGUAGUUCGGACAGUGAGAGUGGCUCUGACGAGGAUGGGGAGAAAAUGAGGAGGAAAGAAAGGGGGGAGAAGAGGGCGAGGAGGACUGGCGCGAGAGAGAGGAGGGGUCAGCGGAAGCAGCUUGGCCCAUUGGCAGUUAGUGUCAUCUCUCUACUGUGUAGCGUGCUACAGAUGAGCAACGUGGACAGCAAGGAGGAGGAGGAGCAGCUGCAGAUCAUGCUCUCCCUUCUCCGCCCCCUCCUCUCCCUCCUCCUCCCACCCCCUCCUCCCCAGUCCUCCUCCCACCUACCCUCAGCCCUCAACCCUACCACUCUCCUAUCCUCCGCAUUCCCUUCCAACACCGCUCCACCCAGUAGCACCCAUCCUAACCCAGCAGCACCACUUCAAACCCAAGCAGGUAGCAAGCCUGGGAGUAAGCCCAGCAGCAAACCUACCAGAAAGCCUAGCAGCCAGCCAGGGAGCCCUGGCCCUCGGGCAAGAGGGAAAUCAAACCUGGGGGGUGCAGCAGGAGGAGGGGAGAGAGGAGGGGGAGAGGAGGGAGGGGGGGGAGCAGGGGAACGGGAGAGAGAAACUGGAGAGGCGGAAGCAGCAUCAGCAGUGGAGGUAGUUGCAUCGGCGCAGCAGCGGGUGCUGACAGCGUACCUGGCAGUGUGUGCCCAGUUCCAUUCUCUGGCACUUGGAGAUGAGGGGCUGCUGGGUUGUUGUAAGGAACAAGUUUGCGGCUUUCUCGAAGCUAGCAGUGGUGGAGUGCGGUACACGGAAAUGCAGCAAGCUCACACCCCCCCAUCACGCCCCUCCCUCAAUCUCGGGCAUCACGUGGCUGUCGUUCUGCCCUUCUGUGCCAAUGGUCACCCUUUCCUCCUUCGUAAGCCGCUGUUUUCCCCCUGGAUUUUUGCUUCCAUCCACCUCCGCUACUCCACCUCUUUCCUUCCUCUUUCUCUCCCCUCUCUUGCGCCUCGCCUUGAUUUUCUGCACAUCUGUCAAUCUGUCAUUCUGCCAAUCUGUCAUUCUGCCAUUGCACCAGUCUGCCAACUUGCCAUCCUGCCACCCCCCAUCCCCUCAUCCCACCAGGUGGUUCUGCUGCUGCUGACCACAGCUGUCGCCCUCUCCUCUCCACCUGAGGCCUCCUGCGUUUCUCCUGACAACCCACCUGAGGUUUCAUCACAAUCAGCCCAUUCCCCCCCAGCCUCUCCCUCCUCCUCUCUGCCUGUCUCCACUCACCCUGCCACCCACCAAUUAGACGAAACCACCGAAACCAGCAGUCAGCAGGAAGAGCAGUCAACAGCAGCAACGGCAGCAGCAGCAGCAGCAGCAGCAGCAGCAGCAGCAGCAGCAGCAGCAGCAGCUGGUCCGAGAGCUUCUUCUGAGUCUCCUUCCUCCCAUUCCUCCUCUCAACCGACUCACUCCUCCCUCCUUGCUGCUCUGGAAGCGAAGGUCUCUGCAGUGUCGCAUCAGGGCUCGUCACAGGGGGAGAUGGUGGAGGGGUCGUCGGAGGAACGACGGGCGGUGCUUUUCGCCGCUGCUGUGGAGUGCGUUGCACAUGUGCUGACAGCUGAUGAGGUGGCAGUCCUACUCCUAGCAGCAGACGCGUUUCUCCACAUUACUUGCGCCGGCCACUCCCCCUCCACCACCACAAGCACAAACCAGGGCAGCCAAGCACAUAAGGACAGGGACAGAGGGUCUGUGCACUUGCAGGGCGCAGCAGCAGCGGAGUGUGAGUACGUGGGGAGUGUGGUGAGCCGGUGCAUGGAAGCCGUGCUUCGAAUCAUCUCCCUCAGAGGCCACCAGGUGCAGCAGCAGGGGGAAUCCGAGGUUGAGGAGGGUUCAGUGCAACCUGCACAUGGGUCGAAGCAGCUGCUGCAGCAGGAGCGGGAGGAUUUGGAGCAGCAGGGCAGGGCAGGGAGGAUCAUCGAGCGAGUUGUUGCAGCGUCGCUUGGUUGUCACUACAACUCUGCCCGGCUGCCUGCCUUUGCUGCGGUCUGCUCUCUGGCGGCUGCCUGCGACCCCCCUGCCCUGUUCCGCUGCGUGCUGCAGCACGUGGAAGAAACUUCUGGGAAGCUGCCAGCCCUUGAAGAGCUUGUCGAGGAAAUUGCUCGGCACCCGUCUCUCGGCCCCCAGCUCUUCCACCUGCUUCUGCCGAAGCUCAUCCCUGGCUUCGAUCCGGUUGGCCUGGUGGAAGGCUUGCAUCAAGCAGCACAGCCACAAUCACUGGUGCAGCAGCAAGGGAGUGAGCAGUCAGCAGCGCCACAAGGGGCUGGAGAUGGAGCAGCAGAAGGCGUUCUUACAGAGGGGCAACAGGACGAAUCUGCUGCAUCAACAGCAGCGGAGCAGGCACAGCUGGGGAAGGCUGUAUCUGAGGCUGCUGCUGCUGCUGCUGGUGGUGGUGCUGCCGCCGCUUCGCUCACCUUUGAUCCAACCGCUACAGUUGCAGCUGCGGUGGUUGCUGCUGCCUCAAAUGCAGGAAGGGCAAGGAGUGCAGGGAGUGUGGCGAGUGCAGGCAAGCCCUUCAUCUACUCCUCUGGCUCUAAGGCUGCCAUUCGAACUCUUGGGAUCAUGCUCAGGCACCCAUCACCCAACCUCAAGCAAGCAGCACUGCCCUACACAAUCCCCACCGUCCACACCCUUCACCUGCUGCUCUGUGCUCUCGCCAUCGACACCAUCGCCUCUCACCCUGAAGCUGCUCUCUCCUCCACCGGUCCCCUCAGCAAGAGAAUCAACGAUGCCAUCACAGCAGCAGACGGAGGCCUCUGGUCCAGCGACCCCUUCCUGCUGGUUUACGGCGCUCUCCGCUCUGUGGCUCAGUUCUUCAACCAUCAUCCUCUUAUUGAGGCCCUCGAAACCUUCUCACCCGAGAACGUGCUUCAGGAGGGGGAUACCAGUGAGAACGGGAGGAGCGGGAUUGACGUGACUGUGGGGCAGCUGUCGGUGCUGUGUGGACUGGUGGCGGCGCUUGUGGGGGCCAUGCUCUUUGAGGGAGAGCAGCAGGGUGAUGAGGUGCUCUCUGUUGAGGCGUUUCUCGCCCAAGCCGUGGAGUGUGCUAGUGGGUUUAAGCACAUCACUGAUGCUGCUCACAUUAGAACGGCUGUGGAGUGCACGAGUGUGUAUAAAUACAUCACAGACGCUGCUCUCAUGUGUCAUGCCAUGAGCCUGAGAUGGAGAACGGACGGUUUUGAUUUGGAGGCAACAAUAGCAUGGCAGCUGGAGCGCUUCCAAGAAGCUUCCUCAGCUGCUCGAGCUGUCAUCCUGCUUAUACUCUCUAAGCUCCCCCAGUCCUCGUCCCCACCACCCCCCGUGGCUCAUCGCAUUCUUUCUACUGCCUCGCUUUCCUUGCAAGACCCGAGCGCCAUGGUCUCACUCGCUGCUGCCAUUUGCACGCACCAGUGUCUCUCCCAGUGCAGCUUUCCGGCCAAUCAGGCGCUCCCAGCUGCCACCAUCCUCCAAUCAACGCGAGCUAUCAUGAGGGACCGUGCUCCCCAAGCCCAGGCUGCAGCAGCGUGGAUGGCAGGCGCGCUGGCAAGCAGUCUCCUGAGGCAGCAGAAGCUGCAGCGUGAACCCAGCGGUGGGGAUGAGUGCAGUGAGCAGCCCCCGCCAAGCACUGCAGAAUGCUCAAGAACAGAGCUGCAAGAUAUUGAGCCUGAGGUUCGGGAAACAAUGACAACCCUGUGGUUCUUAUCGGAGCAUCAACCGGACCUAGUCACAAGCGCAUGCAAGGCAUCAUCUUACUCCCUGGCUCGGCUUCUGAGGUCCGAUCAAGGCGAUGAGUCCACCCACCAACCGUUGAUGCAAUCGGGUCUCUUCACCAGAAGCUUUUACCAGUUCCUCUCAAAUGACUUUGUAACGAGUUUCGACGCUUACACUGGAUUCACACUGGAA